This is a messenger RNA of Leishmania major strain Friedlin, 4125 nucleotides long. RefSeq lists its product as hypothetical. The record is from RefSeq and is a predicted model, not a curated record. Lineage: Eukaryota; Euglenozoa; Kinetoplastea; Trypanosomatida; Trypanosomatidae. The coding region runs from base 1 to 4125 and encodes 1374 amino acids. The transcript has a single exon.
AUGUGCAACGCCGCCACGCCGCGGGCUACAUUGCGUGCCGGGCUAGCUGCCAUAGGCUUGAAACCUCGCCCCAAUGCCAUCCAUACAUCGUCCAGUCUCCGGUCAACUUCGCCUGCCGAGUCUCCUGUCGCAGCAACGCCGCACCGCACCGUGCCGUGCCUCGUCUUAUUCAGUCCACAAGGCCCCCGUCCGCUGGAGGGGCUCAAGACGGUCACCCUGGAGCGUCCCGGCAACGUUGCUGCGGCUGUACCCCGCGGAGGAUAUCUGCGAGCUCGCGGAGCGUCCCUCAACCGACAAUCCGCAGGCGGCCCUCCUUCUCUAUCUGCAUCUGCAGCGGUAGCAUCCAGUAGGGCAGCCAGGCAGCGCAAUGCGAAGCACGCAGCAGUGUCCGCCGCUGCGCGAGCGUCCCACCAGUCUUCUAGCGGGAUUCGCUGCGUCUACGACCGUGACACACGCUCGCAGUUGUUGCACAUUAUUCCGGGCACGGAGGUUGACUUUUCCUCGUGCAUGCGACUGCCGGCGCUCGCCGCGACACCCACACCAGCGUCGGGGAUGGUUGCCACGCCUCUGCUGUUCGCGGCCACUGCCGUGCACACCAUUGUGGUGGUGCAGUUUUGCGUAGCAGCUCCUACCCUGUCAACCGCUGCGCGACAUCAGGCGGGUGCAUCGCGGCCGCAGCUGCCGGGGUCACCGAUCCCGCCACCCGGCAGCUUUUACAUUGAGCUCGUCCUCCGCACCGGCACUUCCUCCGAUAGUACUCGAGGAAGGGGCAGCACCAACGGUGGGGGCAGUAGCAGCAGCAGUGGUGGGUACCGGCUGCGCUUCACCAACACCGGGCACGCCGUACAGCGACAUACUCACCACACGAAGAUACCCCUGCAAUGUGUGCGCACGGCGCAGUGGGUGCAGCUCUUCGUGGACCUCGAGGCGCUUCUGCAGUCUUGCAAGGCAGCCGGCGCCGUGGUGGCAGGCGGGACGCAUUGUCGAUUGCAGCAGCUGCGUAUCGGCUCGGGCGGCAGCGCUGCUAGCACAGGUGGAGUUUACGUGCGCCGCAUCAUCGCCGGCCACGGGCUCCCACUUCCUCACCCCGCCAUGGACCAUCUCGUCACUGCGGAUGGGGUACCAGGUACGAUGCCUCUCAUGCCCACGCCGAUCGGGGGCGCGCAGGAGAUCGUCAGGGACGCCGAUCGAGAGGGGCACAGCGAUCGCAGAGGCUCCGGAACACUGCAGCAGCGCAGCAGCGGCAGCGGCAGUUGCUGGGUUCCACCGGAGGCUCUGCGUCUUCCAGCCGAGGCGGGGGAGAGCCUCUGCGUGUUUGUGCGAACGGGAGACGAGCAUGUCCUGAGCGAGGUGCCUGCCUUGCUGACCCCCGCGGAAGAACCGUCACGAGAGGGCGAGGCGCAUACGAGAGACAGCGACAACAGCGUCGAGGCGACGCAGGUGCGGUGGAAGGCGAACAACUGUGCCAGUGACGUUGGCAGAGGCGCUGUAGAGUGGGCUAGGGACGCGACACAGGACACCGCAAGGCGGCGGGCAGCACAGGCAGUCACAGCAGCCGCCAGCAAGCCCCUUACCUUACCGUUGUCUGCCACUCUACCGCCGCACCAGUUACCGCGCCGUCAGCCGAAGCCCGAUCAGCAACAGAGCCCCGCCUUGUUGAAUUCGUACCGACACCAACCUGAGAGCGAGACCGCAGCAGCACGCGUAUGCAAGAGGCAGCCGGAACCGUCGAAGGUGCUGCACCACACAGCCCUAGAGCUGUUAAGAAUGCGUGAUCAGCAGCAGUCACAGCCUCAGCCUGCACAUCAGUUCACCGGCUCGGGAGCGGCAGCGCACGCGCAGACUUCAGCUGCCCCUCUGUCGCCUUUUUUUCCAUCCUCCACCUCUCCCUGGUCUUCUCCGGUUGACGCGGCGUCUCUCUCGGCCUCCGACGACGCGGAAAUGUUCGUUGUCCGCGAGGUGUCGGCCGCCGAGCAGCUCGCACCCGCCACACCGCCGCAGUACCCAGCGAAUCAGCUCAUGACGGGGAAGCCUCCUCUGCGUUGCACACCGUCGCAGCCACCGGUUGCCAACAAGGCAACGCAUCACGCGCUUAAUGCAGGACACACGGGUGAGUGGGUGGUGCAGCAAGUGGGAGAGGAUGUCGUGAUAGAGGACGCAGGCCAGGAGGGCUUCUCGGCACCCGCAACCGUGGGAGCGACUGGCCUUCUCUUUUCUACGACUAGCAGCGCCACGACAACUACCGCCACAACCUCAGAAACUUCAGUCUUAUCCGUUGUGUCCUACUCCUCUGCUGUGGAGUUGAUGGAUGCGAUGAGCGAGCGGGUGCGUCGCAUCCAAAUGGUGCUGACGGGUGUAGAAGAGGAGGCGGCCGCUGCUGCCUCCAUCUUUGCCCAGCCGCUCGGCAGGCGUCCACCGUCGCGCCACGUGACGCCACCGCCUGCGGAGCAAGGUGCUCGACCGGCCGUCAGCACUGUGACACCGACAGUGCCGCCACUUUUGGCACCACCGCCACCACUCACAGGCGCUGCUGCAACCCAUUCAUCCCCGCCGCCUCCGCCUGCUCCUGGCCCAACGGCUCCUGCUGAGCUCAUGGAGGCAGUCCUGGGUGGCACGCCGCGCGAUGCGGUGGCCGCCACAGCGGCCGUACCCAGCCUGCCGCCAGCGUCACCAGCGGCUGCGAUGGCGACGCAAACAUGCGACAGUAUUGCGCGUGUCGCAGUCGCAGAGUGUGCGGCGACAACAUCAGCUGCCCCGAACGACGCGAAUGCUAUUCUCGAGCUGUGGAGCUCGGCAGAGAGGCCGCUCUCCUUGCCAGCUUCAUACCAGCGACCAGCGACUGCCGCUGCGAAACGUACCCCACUGGCGGAGCGGCUGCGUGCGCACCAGGCGUCUCUCUCCUCGUCUUCCUCGGCCGCUUCAUUUUCCCUCGUCGACGGUGGUGACAACGAUGGCGUCGGUGACGCUCCUUCAGCCGCGAUACCUCCGCCGACAAGCGCUGCCACCUCCUGGACGUUCCACUCGGUCUCCCUGACUCUGCAGACACCUUCAAUGCUGAGGAUACCCGCCACUUCCGGGGCUGUAGGCGAGGCGCUGCCACGUGCUGGCGGUGCUUCCUCAAGCUACACGGCUGGUGCGGAGAAGGGUGAGGGGGCUCCACUGCUGCGGCAGGCGCCGCGGCCUUUGAGCGAAUCACAAACCCCAGCUGCAGAGGUAGUGGCGGCUGUGAUGCCACAGUCAAAGUCAUCAUCUGGCCAAGUUACAAAGGCAGUUGUGUGGCGCCGUCCCGUCCCCGUGCCUGGCCAUUCCCCGUCCGUCGGCGACGCUACUCAGCGCGCGUUGCAGGAUGAGGUUCGACUCACGGGCACCCCACUGCCGGGGCGGAUACGUGCUGCUGGAGCAGAAAGCGGUGGUGCAGGACGCCUAGCGACCUGGUCCGCCAGGCAGAACACCGGUCCCACCUCCUCGGGUAUGCACACCCCCCUCUCGGCCGCCGUCGCUAGUAAAUUGGGCGUUGCACCACAACAGGAGAGCCGUCAGGGCUUCAUCGAGGGGGCAGAGCUCUGCGUAGGUGCGCAGGCUCUUCCCCCGCCUCCGAGCGGCCGCAGCUUCAGUACUGUCAGCAGCUUUCAAAUGUGGCUGCCGUCCUCCUCAAUGCCCACGCUGUCAGCGAGUCGUGGCCGUUACCCCUCCACGAUCACACCGUUCAGCGGCGGUGGUGAUCGACACUGCGAUCCUUUCUCUGACUCCUCCUCCGGCGCCGGCGGUGGUCCGCGACCGCCUCGGCUCGGCAUCGCAGCUGCAUACCCCUCUGCGCAUCCACCUAUGCCACAUCCGUCCGUCGUGCGCAUGCCCCAGUCCGCCGCUGCAGCGACAUUACCGACUUGCAAUGCCGGGGCAGCGGUGGGGCCAUCGCCACUCGCUCAGCAGCAGACGCUCGGCUUUCCCGCAGCCGCUUGGACUGGUGACCCACCGCAGCAUGCACCCGUUUCUCAUCAUGAAGCUCCUCAAAACGACGUGCCGCUCUCCGCAAAGCUCGGCAACAGGGAGGGUCGGUACAUGUACGACGGCGUACUGCAGUGCUACCUGGAUCUGGAGACGAACGCUUACGUGGACAAGACGUAA